Messenger RNA from Mollisia scopiformis, 2235 nucleotides. Its product is annotated as Six-hairpin glycosidase. Gene Ontology annotation, biological process: carbohydrate metabolic process. The record is from RefSeq and is a predicted model, not a curated record. NCBI's taxonomy places the organism in Eukaryota, Fungi, Ascomycota, Leotiomycetes, Helotiales, Mollisiaceae. The annotation marks the transcript as partial. The transcript has 2 exons.
UUGCCUCGGGAUACCAUUUUUCCUGGUCCGUGGGAGCAGAAUAUUAGAGCGCCGCUCAAUAAGAGUCAUAUUACGCCGGUCAAGAUCUACAAUUUCGAGGGUGCGACCGUGGGCGCCGAGGCGGUGCUGCAGGAUGCCAACGUGCAGAGCGGGUUGAGUUGGGUCAUUAGCCCUGGUGGCUUGAUCACCUUUGAGUUUGGGGAGAAUAUUGCUGGCAAAGUUUGUUUCGAGAUUGACGACGUGAAGAAUCAUCCUUACCUUGUUUUGGCUUACUCCGAGUCUCCUUUCUUCGCCGGACGACAGUGCGAUGCGACGGGCGAUCAGUUGGCGCAGGAUAUCCCGCUGAGAUAUGAUAUUACACAUAAGGGGAUGAAUUGCGUGGGUGGAGGGUACAAUAGAGGCGCAUUCAAGUACUUGACUGUGUUCAUGCCGGAGAAUGACCUUCCUACGGAGGGAGGUUAUUGGCAUGAUGAGACCUCAAUACACAAGAGGUCUGCGGACAUUCAGAAGCUUCUACAGAACAAAGAUGACCAGGAAAUCAUCGGUGGACCCAAGAAUGAGACGGGAGAAUCUGCAGUUGUUAUCUCGGCUCUUUGGGUCAACUGCACCGCUUUCCCUUCUAUGCGAAAUGGAAGAGCAUACACGGGAUACUUCGACAGCUCUUCGUCCAUGCUUAACCGCGUCUGGUACGCUGGCGCAUGGACCCUGCAGCUGUCUACGUUGGAUCCUCGAGAGGGUGGGUCAAUCAUUGACUUCAAUCGAUUCUUUGACCACAACAAUGCUCCUCGAGGGGCGUGGUACUCCAAUUAUACGAUCGCCAAUGGCACUACCGUCACCACUGAUGGUGCCAAACGCGAUCGUAUGGUUUGGCCUGGAGAUAUGACAAUCGCUGUACCUGGAAUUGCUGUUACGACUUAUGAUAUGUUGGCUGUACGAAAUGCUUUGAACACGAUUUAUGACCAUCAGUAUGGAGAUGGCUCGAUGCCAUAUGCUGGUCCACCCAUGGGUGCUUUUGGGGAGUUUAGUGAUACUUAUCACUUGCACACUUUGGUUGGCACUUAUUAUUACGUUUUGUAUUCAGGUGACUUGGAUUGGCUCAAGUCUAGAUGGAAUGCUUACCUCGUUGCUUUGGCUAUCAGUGUGAACAAGGUCGACGAGACUGGUUUGCUGCAUGUGUCGUCUGUCAAUGAUUGGAUUCGACCAGGUAUGACGGGCCACAACGUCGAGGCUUCAUCUAUUUUGUACGAGGUACUUGGAAAUAGUAUCAAGCUAGCCAAGUGGAUGGGAAAGAACGAGACGAAGAUCAACGGCGAAGAAUGGAGAGCCACUCAAUCUCGAUUGCGUAAGGGUAUUGCUACUCUCUACUGUGAUCAAGAUGGUUUGUACUCCGACAAUAUGGGUCGUCGUGGGUGUAACGGUCCUGAAAAGGUCCUCCCUCAAGACGGUAACAGCUGGGCUCUGAUGUCAGAAGCCUUCACCGAUAAGGACCAAGCUUAUAAUGUUUCUGAGAACCUUCGGAAGCGUUGGAUCAAGUACGGUGCUCCAGCUGUCGAGUUCCCGAAUGUCAUUUCUCCAUUCGCAUCUUCUUUCGAAUUGCUCGGCCAUGCUGCUGCUGGAAAUCACGAUGCAGCUGUUGAAUUGAUUGAGCUCAUGUGGGGUUACAUGCUUGACGGUCCUGGAAUGACCAAUUCUACUUUGAUCGAAGGCUACAGAACCGAUGGUUACGUGCAAUACCCAGCCUACUGGUCCGCAGCACGCAAUUCCCACGCUCACGGCUGGGCAGCUGGCCCGACAACUGUUCUCACUCAAGGCAUCCUCGGUAUCACACUCCUCACACCAAUGGGGAAGACAUGGGAAAUCGAACCGCAUCUCACCAAAUGGCUAAGCUACGCACAAGGAGGAUUUGCCACCAAACUAGGCAAAUUCGAGGUCUCCGUAACGACAAUGCGUAGCCUCAGCACCGGCCGAAAAGUCGAAGCCUUAAACGUCACCUACCCAUCCGGUACGAUGGGUCUCGUGAAAUGGGGAGGCAAAGCACAAUUCCGCACCGAAGGCAUGGGUACAAGUUUCAGCUACUACAGAUACAUAGACGCAACGACCCUCGCGGAACAAGAAUGGCAGACAUGGAGCGUAGACGGAGUGAAAGAUUUCGUUAAAGACGAUACGUGGCGGAAACCAGAGGUAGAAGAGAGACUAGAUGGUGUGGUAGAUUGGGAGGCUUUAGAGAAAAAUUAU